AUGUUAGAGCGUGACUCGGACGGUGAAGUCGUGAACUCGAGCCACAGCUCAAUGAGCAGCGAGAGCUGUAGCAGCUUCAGCCGCCUCUCCUUCGACGCUGCCGCCACCACCACCGCCGCCGACUUCGCAACCGAAACCUUGUGCCUCAAGCCCCACCGCUCCUCCGACUUCGCCUACUCAGCCAUUCGCUCCAAGAAAACCGCCCCCACUUUCCGCGACUUCCGCCUCCUCCGCCGCAUCGGCGCCGGCGACAUCGGUACCGUCUACCUCUGCACCCUCAGAGGCACCGGUUCUAGUCCUGCCGAUCAGGAUAGCGAGUCUUCUUCGUCUUCCUCGUGCUUUUACGCCAUGAAAGUCGUCGACAAGGAGGCUCUGGCGCUGAAGAAGAAGGUCCACAGAGCCGAGAUGGAGAGAAAAAUACUCAAGAUGCUCGACCACCCGUUCUUGCCUACGCUCUACGCCGAGUUCGAAGCCUCGCAUUUCUCUUGCAUCGUCAUGGAGUACUGUUCCGGCGGCGACUUGCACUCUCUCCGCCAUAAGCAGCCUAACAAGCGCUUCUCUCCCACCUCGGCUAGGUUUUAUGCUGCGGAGGUUCUGGUGGCCUUGGAAUACCUCCACAUGUUGGGAAUCAUCUACAGGGACCUAAAACCCGAGAACGUGCUGGUCAGAUCGGACGGUCACAUCAUGCUCUCCGACUUUGACCUCUCCCUCUGCUCAGACGCAAUCCCAGCCGUUGAAUCUCCCGACUCCUACUCUGACUCGAGGUCCCUAUCUACUCCAUCCUACACCCGCCCGCAGCAAACCAGAGCACUCACCCCAUUCUCCUGCCUCUCGACCCGGCUGUUCCGCUCGCGCAAAGUCCAGACCCUCUCCCCGAACCGGCUUUUCGUCGCCGAACCGGUCGCCGCCAGGUCACGUUCCUUCGUCGGUACCCACGAGUACGUGUCACCGGAAGUCGCCUCCGGCAGUUCCCACGGAAACGCCGUUGACUGGUGGGCUUUCGGGAUCUUCCUCUACGAGUUGAUCUACGGCCGCACGCCGUUCGCGGCUCCAUCGAACGAGAACACCCUGCGCAACAUCGUGAAAAAGCCCCUUGCGUUCCCGACCCCCACGCCCUCGAGCGCGCUCGAAGGCCACGCGCGUGACCUCAUUUCCGGGUUCCUCAACAAGGACCCGGAGCGCCGGCUCGGGUCGAAGCGCGGAGCGGCUGACGUCAAGAAGCAUCCGUUCUUUAAGGGCAUCAACUUGGCGUUGGUACGGUCCCUCACGCCGCCGAUGAUCCCGGGCCUAAUACGAAGGCAAAACACGACGCCGUCUUACCAGGCCAAGAAGACUGAUAAAAAUAGAAAUACGAGGCAAUCUACGGCGUUCGAGUACUUCUGA
Messenger RNA from Prunus armeniaca (apricot), 1383 nucleotides. The record is from the annotation of a GenBank genome assembly. Lineage: Eukaryota; Viridiplantae; Streptophyta; Magnoliopsida; Rosales; Rosaceae.